This is a messenger RNA of Carica papaya (papaya), 1409 nucleotides long. RefSeq names its product HAUS augmin-like complex subunit (gene AUG4). Gene Ontology annotation, molecular function: microtubule minus-end binding. Gene Ontology annotation, biological process: spindle assembly. Gene Ontology annotation, cellular component: HAUS complex. The record is from RefSeq and is a predicted model, not a curated record. Lineage: Eukaryota; Viridiplantae; Streptophyta; Magnoliopsida; Brassicales; Caricaceae.
CUUGAAUUCAGUUUUUGAAUCUCUAGUUCAUACCCGCAGAGGAAGCGACGUCGUUUUGUACCGUCAUCAACGUCUUCAUCAGCGAUCAGUUACCAGCAGAUGGUGAAGGGACUGCAAGUAGGAGUGCAGAACCUACCAGCAGAUGUUAGUCAGGUGAUCGAUCAGCUGGAGCGUCACUGCUUGGCUCCCGAUGGAUCUUUGGUCUCCAAAUCCGCUUACUAUGAUCUCCAACUUGCUAGAGAGGAGAUGUCACGAGAGAGAUUGCGAUACUUGGAAGCAAUGGCCAUUUAUUGCGAAGCAAUUGCCAUGGUGGAAGAGUAUCAACAGGCUGUUUCCGUGGCUAACCAUGGAGGAGUUCGAGAUGUGCAGGGUCUAUAUCUGCAACUUGGCUUGAAGAAUUCUCCCCAGGUUUAUGAGACUCUAGAGCACCGGUUGGUUGUUGCAGAAGCUGCUCAGAGACUGAGGCUUCCUCUUAUAUCAAAAGAUGGUGAAAUUCAUGAGGAAGAAAUUGAAAAAUGGAGUAUAAUGUCACGAAGCUCUCUUGAUAGCACAAGUACCAAUGUUACAAUCAGUUCAAGCUCAAACUCUGUAAAUUAUACAAAUAGUUCUGCUAAUAGCACUGUGGGUGGAACGAGCAUUAGUUCUAAUGAUGGGGAACCCAGUGUAGGUGGUGUUCCUAAUCGCUUUCUUGGAAUAACACCUUCUUAUCUAUGGCAAGCUCAGCUCCAACAAUCACCUUUAUCCAUGGAUAUGACCAACUACCAGAUGUCUCUUUCCAGUGAGAUUGAAGCUCGAAUGAAAGCCAAGUGUGAUAAGCUAGCUGAUUGUAUUAUUGAUGAUAUUGACUCAUCAUCUGGAAAUCAAAACUCAAGUGCUCGUCUUCCAGAAAGGGUCAAGUUGAUUAUUGAGGAGAUUGAGAGGGAAGAAGCAACUCUGAGGGAGGACCUAUACUCUGCAGAUAGGAAGUUUGCAGAAUAUUACAAUGUCCUAGAACAAAUACUUGGAGUGCUUAUUAAGCUUGUCAAGGAUUUGAAGUUGCAACAUCAACAUAAAUAUGAUGAACUACAUAAAACUUGGCUGUGCAAAAGGUGCGAGACCAUGAGCGCAAAACUAAGGGUUUUGGAACAUGUUCUUCUUCUUGAAACUUACACUAAAGAGUCAGUACCAGCCCUACAUAAAAUAAGGAAGUAUCUUGUUGAGGCUACAGAGGAAGCUUCUAUUGCUUAUAACAAAGCGGUUACCCGCCUUCGUGAAUACCAAGGUGUUGAUCCCCACUUUGACACAAUUGCAAGGCAGUACCACGACAUUGUACAGAAACUGGAAAAUAUGGAAUGGACAAUUCAUCAAGUUAAAAUGGAUCUCGAACGCAUGCCAGAUCAUCCAAGCACAUAAAUUUUGGUUCGGGUUAG